Molecule: messenger RNA, 4254 nt
Organism: Mobula hypostoma (lesser devil ray)
Lineage: Eukaryota; Metazoa; Chordata; Chondrichthyes; Myliobatiformes; Myliobatidae
Product: zinc finger protein 850-like
Exons: 2
Coding region: 619-3000 (793 amino acids)
Biological process (GO): regulation of transcription by RNA polymerase II
Molecular function (GO): DNA-binding transcription factor activity, RNA polymerase II-specific; RNA polymerase II cis-regulatory region sequence-specific DNA binding
Source: RefSeq, a predicted model, not a curated record
CCCAUUAAUAUCGAGACAGGAACAGCAUCAGAGAAUAUGUUGGUCAUUCUAGCUACCAGCACUGUGCCCAGUUAGAAGAUGAUUUCUCUCUCCAACUUGGAUUGAACCUCACUGUAAUAGUGUGAUGCCAGAUCACACCUUGACAAUUCAAGGGAUCUCAUCUGAAAUAUUGUCUUACACCCAUUGAUGGAUUUUGUAAAUAUUUUUACAGGUUAAAAAUGACAAGGAAUUUGUCUAUGGGAAUCUCGAACACAACAAGCCAGUUUUGCUGUCUCUAGCCGGAUAUUUAAGAAGUGGAGCAAGGGAUUCACUUGAUCAUCCUUCAUGCUCGGACUGUGACGAGGGAUUCACUCGAUCUUCUGUCAGACUGGCGUGCCCGUCAUUUUACGCAAGGGCCUACACAUUCACCUGCUCAGAUAGUGGGAAUGGAUUCAGUCGGUCAUUUCAACUGAAGAUAUAUCAGCAGGUUCACACAGGACAAGGCCAUUCAUUUGUCCUGUGUGUGAGAAGGCAUUCAGUUGGUCUUCCCACCUGUGGACACACCAGUCAGUUCACCCUGGGCAGAGGCUGGUCAGCUGCUGAAUUUGUGGGGAAGGAUUCACUCGGUCAUCCGACCUAAUGGCUCACCAGCAAGUUCACACUAGGGAGAGGCCGUUCACCUGCUCAGACUGUGGGAAGGGAUUUACUAAAUCAUCUCACCUAUUGAGACACCAGUCAGUACACACUGGGGAGAGGCCAUUCACCUGCUCCGACUGUGGGAAGGGAUUCGCUUUGUCAUCCCAACUGAAGGUUCAUCAGCGAGUUCACACUGGACAGAGGCCAUUCACCUGCUCAGAUUGUGGGAAGGGAUUCACUUCGUCAUUUCUCCUACUCAGACACCAGCGAGUUCACACUGGGGAGAGGCCGUUCGCCUGCUCAGUGUGUGGAAAGGGAUUCACUCGAUCAUCCCACCUACAAGCACACUCGUCUGUUCACACAAGGGAGUGGCCAUUCACCUGCUCUGACUGUGGGAAGGGGUUCAUUUGCUCAUCCCACCUGAAGGUUCAUCAGCGAGUUCACACUGGUGAGUGGCCGUUCACCUGCUCAGACUGUGGGAAGGGAUUCACUUUGUCAUCCCAAUUGAAGGUACAUCAGCGAGUUCACACUGGGGAGAGGCCGUUCACCUGCUCUGACUGUGGGAAGGGAUUCACUCGGUCAUCUCAUCUACAGAGACACCAGCGAGUUCACACUGGGGAGAGGCCAUUCACCUGCACAGUGUGUGGGAAGCGAUUCACUCGGUCAUCCCACCUACAAGCACACUGGUCUGUUCACACUGGGGAGAGGCCGUUCACCUGCUCAGUGUGUGGGAAUAGAUUCACUUGCUCAUCCCACCUGAAGGUACAUCAGCGAGUUCACACCGGGGAGAGGCCGUUUAUCUGCUCAGACUGUGGGAAGGGAUUCACUUGCUCAUCCCAACUGAAGGUGCAUCAGCUAGUUCAUACUGGAGAGAGGCCAUUCACCUGCUCAGACUGUGGGAAGGGAUUCACUUACUCAUCCCAACUGAAGGUACAUCAGCGAGUUCACAGUGGGGAGAGGCCGUUCACUUGCUCAGUGUGUGGGAAGGGAUUCACUCGAUCAUCCCACCUGCAAGUACACUGGUCUGUUCACACUGGGGAGAGACCGUUCACCUGCUCAGACUGUGGGAAAGGAUUUACUCAGUCAGGUGAACUGAAGGUACAUCAGCGAGUUCACACUGGGGAGCGGCCGUUCACCUGCUCAGACUGUGGGAAGGGAUUCACUUCGUCAUCUCAACUGAAGGUACAUCAGCGAGUUCACACUGGAGAGAGGCCAUUCACCUGCUCAGACUGUGGAAAAGGAUUCAUUUGCUCAUCCAAACUGAUGGUACAUCAGCGAGUUCACACUGGGGAGAGGCCAUUCACCUGCUCAGUGUGUGGGAAGGGAUUCACUUGCUCAUCCCAACUGAUGGUACAUCAGCGAGUUCACACUGGGGAGAGGCCGUUCACCUGCUCAAACUGCGGUAAGGGAUUCAGUCAGUCAUCUGAACUGAAGGUACACCAGCGAGUUCACACUGGGGAACGGCCGUUCACCUGCUCAAACUGCGGGAAGGGAUUCAGUCAGUCAUCUGAACUGAAGGUACACCAGCGAGUACAUACUAGGGAGCGGCCAUUCACCUGCUCAGACUGUGGAAAAGGAUUCACUUGCUCAUCCCAACUGAAGGCACAUAGGCGAGUUCACACUGGGGUGAGGCCGUUCACCUGCUUGCACUGUGGGAAGGGAUUUACUUCCUCAUCCCAACUGAAGGUACAUCAGCGAGUUCACUCUGGGGAGAGGCCGUUCAUCUGCUCAGAUUGUGGGAAGGGAUUCACUCAGUCAUCCGCCCUAAUGGCACACCAACGAGUUCACAGUGGGGAGCGGCCGUACACCUGCUCUGUCUGUGGGAAAGGAUUCACUCUGUCAUGCACCCUACAGAGACAUGAGCAAGUUCACAGUGGGGAGCGGCCGUUCACCUGCUCAGAUUGUGGGAAAGGAUUUACUCAGGCAUCCGAACUACAGGCACACCGGUCAGUUCAUACUGGGGAGUGGCCGUUCACCUGCUCAGUCUGUGGGAAAGGAUUCACUUGGUCAACUGAACUACAGGCACACCAGUCAGUUCAUACUGGGGAGAGGCCGUUCACCUGCUCAGUCUGUGGGAAGGGAUUCACUAAGUCAUAUCAACUGAAGGUACAUCAGCACGUUCACACUGGAGAGAGGCCGUUCACCUGCUCAGACUGUGGGAAGGGAUUCAGUUCAUCCUCUCAACUACUGACGCACCAGCGAGUUCACACUGGAGAUAGGCCAUUCACCUGCCCAGACUGUGGGAAGGGAUUCACUCGGUCAUCUCAUCUACAGAGACACCAGCGUGUUCACACAGGGGAGAGGCCAUUCACCUGCUCAGUGUGUGGGAAGGGAUUCACUCGGUCAUCGAACCUACAGAAACACCAGCGAGUUCACACUGGGUAGAGGCCAAUCAACUGCUCAGACUUCGGGAGGAGAUUCUCUGAGCCAUCUCCACCGAAUGUGCAUCAUUGGGUUCACACUGGGGAGAGGCCGUUCAACAGCUGUGAAUGUGGGAAGCGACUCACUCAGUAUUCUAACCUUAUGUAACUCUCGCUUUAGCUGGCAGCUUAAUAUAGGGGGUGAUAGCCCCCCAGCCCGGCCAAUCUUAAGAAAUCUUGUUUGGGUGGAUGCUGCUUGAUGUGUUCCCUGUUACAAAUCAGUACCCUGAAAAAACAAAUGGUACAUAAUAUGCGAUUAAACGUAUGGGCUUUAUAGUUUCUUACUUUGACUAUAGAACGAGUAAAAAAAAUAAUGAAGAAGAAAGGCCCAAUCUCUCCAUUCAUGUCUUCUCAUCGCUCCCCGGCAAAAGACUGCAAAAAUCUCUCUUCCAGACUCCCAAGAAAGAACAACAUUUCUCCCAUUGGAUAGCCCUGCAUUCCAAAACCCUGUUCUCUCUAGUCGUAACCUAAACAUUGCUGCUACAGAGAAACCAUUACCUCAGCAGUGAUACAUUGCAGAGAGGCCAUUCCAUUAGCAGUGAAACCUCACAGCAUGUUAUACUUGUGACAUAGUACUGGAAUGUUUCAAUAAGCUGCAUCCUGGAUAUUUGUCCAUCACCGAUGCUGAAUGCAAUUUUGGGAGUGACUGUCAGUGCUGAACUCUGCAAUUAUUGCUGCUGCUCACCACACCCAGUCUGCACCCUGGUCACUGGGCAUGGGAGGAGUUUGUUCUGCUGCAUAUUCACCUUUAAUUGGACUGGAGUUUAACAUGGACUGGAGUGGAGAGCGGCCAGUGAAAGAGUGGAGCUUUGAGGCUUUGGCUCGAGAGGUUUUGGCAGUUUUGGCAGUUGGAUUGUGCAAUCAUGUCAAUCAAGAUUUGAAUAGCUCAGAAUGCAGCUGAUUGGGCAAUCAAGGUCAGGUGACCAAGCAAUUUGAUUGGGCAAUCGAAAAUUGAGAAGCUCAACAAACGAGUAAAAAGAGGGGUAGCUGAAGUGGAGCGGCCAGUGAGUGAGUGGGCCAGUGAAGGAGUGGAGCUUUGAGGCUUUGGCUCGAGAGGUUUCGGCGAGAAGAGGCAGAGGAUGAGCUUGCUCCCAGUAAGAACAAGAGUCUCCUGCAGUCGGUUUAUGUUAUAAUUGUGAGAUGGACAGUGCACCGAUGAAUGACGACGGCUGGAUCGAGCAGGGCAUUCAGCGUCUUAGAGUCCUAUGGCAAACAGACC